Messenger RNA from Amyelois transitella, 4394 nucleotides. RefSeq lists its product as uncharacterized. Gene Ontology annotation, cellular component: nucleus. Lineage: Eukaryota; Metazoa; Arthropoda; Insecta; Lepidoptera; Pyralidae. Bases 540 to 3059 code for a protein of 839 amino acids. The record is from RefSeq and is a predicted model, not a curated record. Gene Ontology annotation, molecular function: DNA binding. The transcript has 2 exons.
AAUAUUUAUAUAAAUAAUUUAAGGUGAGUGCGGCCAAAACCGUCCGCGGGUCAAUACCGGCUAAGUAAGAUCGCGGCCAAACUAACAUAUUUAUGCUAAUUCUAGCCCGGUCAAUAAAUCAGCACUGUUUUAUUUGUUCGAACUGUGUUCGACAGAUGGCGUUAUACCGUCCGCUUUUGGAGUAAUCUUUGUUGAAAGUUUAGUCGUUUCUAGAACUCGAUGCACGAGUGUGAAAUGGUAACGAAAAAAUUUAGAUUAAAUAGUGAAUUUAACUAUUAAAGAGUUUAGGUGAUGUCAAAACGCAUUGUUAAAGGUAAGUACUUAUGUUAUACUCUGUUGCUUUUAAUUAAAACUCACUUGUUUUUGAGUUAUUCAAAGGAAAAAAUGUAUAACCUAAAAAAUGGAUAGUGGGAAAAAUCGUACAAAAUUAACGGGGCAAAAUCGUUAUAUGGCGAUUCUGCCCCUUAUCAGACGUCGUCAAUAUUUUUGAUCUACUAUUAUUAUUUUUUUUCAAGACAUUCAGUAUUACGGUAUUAUUCAUGUAUACAGAUAUCAUAUCUUUUUUUUUCUUAUUUCAUAACAAGUGUUUUUUUCUACAGAUCAAUAUGGUGCGAAAUUAUAAAAGAAAAACAGAUAGGGGAUCGUACAAGAAAGAAGACUUACAAGCAGCAGUACAUGCUGUUAGAAAUGGCUCAUUAACUGGGUACAAAGCUGCUCAAAUUUAUAACAUUCCAAGGACCACAAUAAUGGACCACGUCCACAGAAAAAGGCUCUCUAAUACUCUUGGAAAAAGACCUACGUUAUCACCGGACAUAGAGAAUAACAUAGCAAGUUGUCUCCAUAUUAUGGAAAAAUAUGGCUUUGGCCUGACCAGGGCUGAAAUUUCCGAUUUGGUGGCGGAAUAUGUCACCAAAAACAAUAUACAAACUUGUUUCAAAAAUGGAAAGCCAGGAAAGGAUUGGAUAGCUGGUUUUCGAGAAAGAAAUAAUCUGUCAAUUAAAAAACCACAGCCUGUGGAAUACGCGCGUAAAGUAGCAGCUGAUCCUUUCGUGUUGAGCGAGUAUUACGAAUUGUUAAAUAAAACAAUUAAAACUUUAGGUUUACAAGAUAAACCAGGAGCUAUUUGGAAUGUGGAUGAAACCAACUUUUCCAAGGAUCCCCUUAAAUCGAAAAUCGUUGGUGUCAAAGGUCAUGCUGCUACAAGGACGAUAUCUACACCAGGUAAAGACAAUACCACAGUUUUACUAGGAGCUAGCGCUGCAGGGGACAAAAUCCCACCCUUAAUCAUCUUUAAAGGCAAAUAUGUCUGGGACGAAUGGACUUCGCCAAAUGCAUAUCCUAGGACCACUUAUGCUGCCACCAAAAAUGGAUGGAUGGAGAGUGACGUUUUCGAAGCUUUUUUUAAAAAAUCUUUUUUACCGAGUAUAGGCGUUGAGCGCCCCGUAUUGUUAAUUUAUGAUGGCCACGCAACCCACGUUGGUUUGAACAUUAUUGAAGCGGCAAGGGAUGCAAAUGUUACCAUCUUAAAACUUCCGCCCCAUACAAGCCAUAUACUCCAACCAUUAGACAUUUCAGUCAUGAAGUCCUUCAAAGAUCGUUGGGAUAAAGUUCUUGUGAAGUGGCAGAGAUUAAAUAUAGGCGUACAAUUGCCAAAAAAAGAGUUUUCACGUAUUAUUGGAGAAGUAUGGGCCGGCAUAGAGCCACAAAUACUUAUGAAUGGUUUUCGUAAAGCCGGGAUAUACCCUUUUAAUCCUACAGCAGUUGAUAAAUCAAAGUUAGAUCCUAUGAAAUUGGCCCGAUUUCAAGAACAGAGUUCUGCGUUAGCACCAAAAAAAUAUGAACCACAAAACUUAAUAUCAAUAGUAUUGACAUUGAUGAACAAAAACAUUACACAAACUCCUAAUAGGCGGCUUGAAAUUGUACAGGAAUGUAAUUCUAUAAGCACUACCAAUACCAAGGAACAAGCUGCGAUAAAAAAGCCAAACAUCCCAUUUGAAGAGUUAUUACUGGAAAAAAUUAAGCGUAGUGACACCUCAACAAAAGUAAAGCGAAGUAGAGUUGCAACAGGUGCAGAGGUUAUCACUCACGAUGAUGUGUUAACAUUGAAAAGAGAAAAGCAAAUAAAAGAAAACAUUAAAUUAGAAAAGAAUAAAAAACAUAUAUCUAACAAUGUGUGCUUGUUAACUCAACUAUCAAAAAAUAGUGCUGAAAGGCAACCAUUUUCGGGGAAACAAAAUCUGCCUGCCUGUUUACAAAAUCAAACGCCUGAUGCCCGUAAAAUAAUAGUUACAUCAAACAUCGUGCUUAAAAAAGCUGGAGCAGUUGAUUACUCUUCGACAAAACCUGGCCCAUCAGGCAUCCACAAAAAAAAGACAAGGACAAAUAAAUAUGCAGCAUCUUUCAUGAUUAAGGGUAAAGACAAUAGUAAGAAGAAAAGUGGCAAAGAGAACAGCAAACUAUAUUAUAGAAAUAAACCUACAAAGAGUUAUGAAACAGAAUCUACCAGUUCAACGACCAGUGUAUCUGGAAUUAUGAGUUGUCACAGCGACUCCGAUAUAUUGAAUUUCGAAUCAGAUGAUGAUCUAAAUGAUAUUGAUGGACUUUCAUUGGCAGAUAACGAAAACAGAAAAAGUGAAGAAGAAAACACUGAAAAAGAAAAUACUGAAAUAGAAAGAACUCAUACUGUAAACACUAACAAUGAUCACGAUGCUAUUGAACCUCCAACCGAUAAAAAUGAGAAUGUAAAGGUGGGUGAAAUUUCUUCAGGAAACUAUACAGUGAAAGACUAUGUUUUAGUCCGUUACUAUGGGAAGAAAUGGAUUUAUUAUGUAGGAGUAAUAGAAUCUAUAGAUGCUUGUGACAAAACAAACAUAAUCUAUUCAAUUAAGUUUUUCAAAACGGUAAAAAAACCAAAGCUUCUCUUCAAAUUUCCUAAAAAAAAUGAUCGUGAUGAAGUAACAAUUCUGUCGAUAGUAAAAAAAGUGGAAUUAUUUCAAGAUGCGGACAACAACAAUGAAUACUUCCUAAGUAAUUUAGAUGACGCAGUGUACUUUCUUUAGUAACGUCAUAUUUCAAGUCGAAAAUGUUACAUAUUAUACAACAUUUAAUUCAAGUAAAAACCUUAUUUUUGAUUGUUAUUUGUUAACUUGUUUUAAAACUGUGAACUGUUUAUUGCGGAUAUCAUUUAUAAGUAGUCUACAAUUUGUUGAGUUUAGGUAUUAAUGGUAUUAAAAAUACCUGUCGACAGACUUUUUAGUAGUAUAGUACAUAAAAAUACAUUACACUGAUUAUAUUAUAUAAGUUAGAAGUAUAUCCUUUAAUUCUGUUUUUUUUUCGUACCAAAUAUUACAACUGAAAGACUGAUUACUGAAUACUAAGUACGUAAUAUUUGAACAUUUACUGUUUGAGAUAUAUGUAAACAUAAUAUAAGUGUCACGGCCAAUUUAUAAGUUACAGAUAUUUUUAUGAACAAGUCCUACUUUUGAAAUUUAAAUACAAUAACUUUACUAUGUUUUUGAGACUGAAGUUUUUUCACAUUUCUUAGAGUUAUAUUUGUGUUUUGUUUAUCUUUAAUUUCAAUCAUAGUUGCAAAAAUAUAUAAUAUAAUAACUUUACAGCUGUGAUUCAUCUUCUGAUACAGUUUCAUACUUUAUUUUAAGCAAAAAAUUUUUUGAAACCUGAAUAAUCGCAAUAAAAAGUUUUGUAUUUCAAUGUGUAAGUCACAUUAAGAACUGAUCAUAUGUUCAAUGAUCAAGUGAUCAAACCGUUUUCUUCCAUGAUAUGAUUAUAACGACGCAGAAUACUAAAAAAUAUAUCAUUUAAUUCUGUUUUUUUUUUCGUACCAAAUAUUACAACUGAAAGACUGAUUACUGAAUACUAAGUACGUAAUAUUUGAACAUUUAUUGUUUGAGAUAUAUGUAAAGAUAAUAUAAGUGUUGAUUUCUGCAAGAGUUGUUUUAUUUUGAUUGCCUUGUGUAAAAUGGCAAUGAAAUUAUUCAUAUAAAAAAUCUUAAAAAAGGUUGUUUACUUCUGAUGGUAGGAAUAUGACGGAUUAGCCCCAAAAAAAUAAUUUGGCUUGUAAAAGUCGAUUUAACUAUUAUUUCUAGAACUGUAAGGCAGAAACUCGCUUGGCAUUCGCAUGUGACUGUCAAGCAUGGGUUUAUUUUUAAAAUAACCAUUUAUAAAUGACAGAAAUUGAUGCUGGACGAUUUAGCCCCAAGUCAGCGGGGAAAACCGUCUAUCGACAUAUUUUUUUAAAACGUAAUUUAACUAAGUAAGAGGCAUAUUUAUAGUAUUAAUAUAGAACAAUCCAAAUAGUCAAUAAAAUUCUAAAUCGAUUACGUUAAUCAAAUCUGAAAUAUCUAGAUAAGAACACAAGUUACGGUCUGUCAAAA